Molecule: messenger RNA, 1160 nt
Organism: Impatiens glandulifera
Lineage: Eukaryota; Viridiplantae; Streptophyta; Magnoliopsida; Ericales; Balsaminaceae
Product: CBS domain-containing protein CBSX1, chloroplastic-like
Exons: 8
Coding region: 161-907 (248 amino acids)
Source: RefSeq, a predicted model, not a curated record
CUUCUUUCUAUCUGUAUGCAAGUUGCAACGCCGGCGAAAUCGGAAUCUCUGAAGGUUGGGUCGGUUGGUUGGUUGGUUGGGUGGCUGAAUUUGCUUUUCCUCAAUCCUCAACCUUCCAUUGUUACCCGCGCUGCAAUUUCUUCAUCUCUCCCUUUCUGAAAUGGCCACUUCACUUUCCUUGCCCGAUUCCUUAUCCUUAUCUACCCUACGCUCUAAAUCUUCUUCUGCUUCAGUUUCCUCCUCUUCCUUCGCCACCUUCCCUCAUCGCUUGCCUUGCCUUCUCCUCCACACCCAUAGCUUACCCGUCUUCCGAUGGUUCCAUCAUACCGAUGGCCGUGGAUCCGUAGCAGUAGCGUCAGCAGCAUCAGCAGCAGCAGCUCCUUUCACAGCCAAUUCCGAUUCGCCAAAAGGUGGGGACUACACUGUUGGUGACUUCAUGACAGUUAAAGAGGACUUACAUGUGGUAAAACCUACAACAACCGUGAAUGAAGCGUUAGAAAAGCUAGUUGAGAACAGGAUUACUGGGUUUCCUGUGAUUGAUGAUGACUGGAAACUGGUUGGUCUAGUUUCAGAUUAUGAUUUGUUGGCAUUGGACUCCAUAUCAGGUGGUGGAAGAACUGAUACAGACAUGUUUCCUGAAGUCGACAGCACUUGGAAAACAUUCAAUGAAGUCCAGAAAUUGCUCAUUAAAACAAAUGGCAAAAUGGUCGGAGAUCUGAUGACGCCUGCACCAGUUGUUGUCAGGAGAUCCACCAAUCUGGAGGAUGCUGCUAGAUUACUGCUAAAAACCAAAUAUCGCAGACUACCUGUUGUGGAUGGCGAAGGAAAAUUGGUUGGCAUUAUCACAAGAGGUAAUGUGGUAAGAGCUGCGCUCCAGAUGAAACGAGACACGGAAGAGCAAUUGUGAUAUCGAGACACAUCAGUCUCGGCCUGCUAUAAUUGUGCAUUUGGAGAGGUGAACUAAUCGAGCACUCUCUCAGUAUGCGCAAUGAUUUUAGGUUCUAAAAUUUUGUUUUAGAUGCAUGUGUAAAAUAUUUUAUUCACUCAGAUCAAUAUGCAUUAUUGUUAUAGCACGAAUUUCCUAACCUUUUUUUUAGUGUGUAUUUCAUACUGAUUUGAAUUGAAAAUGGCCAAUGUCUAAUAUCUUUCUGCUGGUUCAA